AUGGAGCGGUCAAAUAACGCACAGGCGCAGCGUCAGGUGGUAAGCAAGCUGGAGCAGGAACACGAAGCCAAACACCAGCAGGAAAAUGGGCCAGACGACGAAUUGAAAGAUCAAUCAGAGAACGACCCCAGGAACGUUACCAUUAGCGAGCGAUCCGAAGAGUCCGGGCAUGAUAAAAAAUCUGAGCAAGACAUUGCACAGAUAGUGAAGAGCGAAGGCAACUUCGGGAACAAGCCCCGAAGUUCUGUGGACAAGGGAGAGCAGAAUGUUCUAGAAGAGGUGGCUAAAACCGAGAAUCACCACAAGAUAGAUUCUCGCGAAACGAAGAUCAACGAAGGAAACACCCAGCGUCCUUUGCCUGAACAAGGUCCAAUUCGAUCGUCCCUCGACGACAUACAGAAAUGGCCACAGCCCCGAACAUGGCAGGGCCAUAAUCCUGCUGGAGCAAGCCGAACCUCACUACCUCCUUCAGGGGCGUCAUCCAUCGGCUCAUUAUGUCCCCCAAAAACAGGGCGACUAUCUCCAGGACGGUCCUUGGAACAACUGAUGCUGCAACCGGAAAAUAUUGCUCUGCCCAACGCUGUCACGAAGAAAAAGCCUCCACCGCAAAGUACAUUCACGCAAUGGGUCACCAGAGCGCAAUCCACGAAGGGGGCGAAGAAAGAGUCAGCACCAGAACAGCCGGCGGCCGCGCCAGAGGUCCUUGCCUACAGAAUGAAUAUCAACCUGCUGGCCAGUUACUUCUCCAAUUUGAAGAACAUUGCGGCGGAAAAAUCACGUCAGGAUUGGAGUUCUCGCAUUGUCUUGUACGAUUAUGUAGGAUCUGCACAACCUCACGGUCUAAGACGACAAGAGCCAUGGAAAAGCCAUGCAUCCGCACCGCUUUAUCAAGAAUUCUACAGCACAUUGACGAAUAUCCCUGAAAAUUGCGUUCAGCGCAUUGUUCUCGUGGAAGAUCUUACUCCAAUGUUGAUUGACCUUUUGGGAGCGACAUUUCAAAUCCCGCCACAUGUGUUCGAGGAACAUUUGGACCGCUCCGGUUAUGGAAACGCGUUGGAGUCUCGUGGCAAUAAUGCUACUUGGCAUACCCGCUCCUCUACUUAG
Messenger RNA from Trematosphaeria pertusa, 1104 nucleotides. RefSeq lists its product as uncharacterized. Lineage: Eukaryota; Fungi; Ascomycota; Dothideomycetes; Pleosporales; Trematosphaeriaceae. The coding region runs from base 1 to 1104 and encodes 367 amino acids. The record is from RefSeq and is a predicted model, not a curated record. The transcript has a single exon.